UUGUCGAUGUUGUUGACACUUGAACGCCGACGCUUGAGCAGAUCGCACUUGUGUUUUGUAGCUGAGGCAAUCGCGUGUUUGCGUGUCGAAAAUUCGUUGCAAUAAAUACCCUGUAAUUUGCAGAACAAUGCCCAUCAAAUGUCAGUUUAAUUUGUCGCGCACGUCAGCGGUUUACUACACUGGUGAACAAAUUUCAGGCACAAUUACGCUGAAAAUCACUAAAAAGCCGAUGCAAGUCGAAGGCAUCAGCAUUACAUUGCUUGGAGUUACCACAACCAGCUGGCAUGAAGCAGCUAAAGAUUUAACACAUAUCGAGCACAACGAUAGCACUGGACCCACUGAACCGAUCCAGCUCCAUUAUGCCGCCUCAAAGACACACGUUGAGCAGACGCAGCAGCUGGCCAAGUCAUUGAUCUUGCCACCCGGCUGCAUGCAACUGGGCAACUUUGCGCUUCAAUUGCCCAACAAUGCGCCAGGCAGCUGUCGCUUGGAUUAUGGUACGACUAACUAUUCACUUCAGUUGACUCUGGAACGUCGAAGCAAGCAUGCCAAGCGAUUCCAGCAUCGUUUGUGCAUAAGAAACCGCAUUGAGUUUCAUGAACUGACACCUGCAACAAUUCAAUCCUCCACUUUGUGCCUCAACUUGCCACGCAGCGUCUUUGUGCCGGGACAACGCGUUGCCUAUCGUCUGGAGGCUUCAGUUCCCAGCUGCCAAUUUACGACCCGUCUAUGCCAAUGCAUCAGCUAUGAGAGCCAACAGCCUGUGGUCAAGUGCAAGAAGGUUGUACGGGUGCUAAAUGAGAGUUGUAAUAUGGAGGAUUCACUUCAUCUGCCUCUAACAGCGCCCAUUAUGAGUCGACUGUCUGGUGAAGCAAUUGAGAUCGCUUACUACUUGGAGACUUUAAGUGACUGCAGUAAACCACUGCGUCUACCUUUGUUUGUUGGCACUGUGGCGCCACCUGUCGACAAUCCAAAGAAUUGCUCUUCGCUUGGCUUUGUCAACUUUGGUCUCUCCGAAAAUGUGCUGAUGUGUUCAUCAAUCAAUCAGCUGCUGCCCCACAGCUGUUCCCGAGAAAUUGCCACCUCCAGUUAUGCCAAACACAACGAACACCUCAAAUUGCUGCGACGGCAGAAGAAACACUCGUACGUGAGGAUAGCUCUACAGUAUUUCUAUAAACAUUUACUGCCCGCUAAUUAGCUGAACAACUGCGAAUUUGCAAUAAACAACUAAUAUUAUUUAAUAAUAAAAGCAAUUUUACAUAAAUACUUGGAAAAAAUA
Drosophila innubila is the source of this 1279-nucleotide messenger RNA. RefSeq lists its product as uncharacterized. The transcript is spliced from 3 exons. Gene Ontology annotation, cellular component: cytoplasm. Bases 128 to 1198 code for a protein of 356 amino acids. The record is from RefSeq and is a predicted model, not a curated record. Gene Ontology annotation, biological process: protein transport. Lineage: Eukaryota; Metazoa; Arthropoda; Insecta; Diptera; Drosophilidae.